Messenger RNA from Tuber aestivum (summer truffle), 1891 nucleotides. Lineage: Eukaryota; Fungi; Ascomycota; Pezizomycetes; Pezizales; Tuberaceae. The record is from the annotation of a GenBank genome assembly.
AAUAAUAACCCAACCGCGCCGACCCAACCCUUGUGGGUUGUUACGGUACUUGCCCUCACUCUAUGAUAGCCAAUAGAUGCUUAGUAUUCCCCUAAGGUGCCGGGUCCCUGCUGUGGCUUUUGAGGAAGUAUUUGAAGCUUCUUAACGCCCAUCUUUCCUCUUUUCCCCAGCAAACUGUUCGAAGGACCUUUCCACGAAGACAGUUCACUAAUUGAGGAUGCGUACGGCCAUUAUUUUCUCCGCUUUAGCCUCCAUCGCUUUCGCUGCUAUUCCCUUCUUGAAUGAGCCUGAUACUGGAUUCAAUGCCGACGUUUCCCCCACCGGGCAACUCCCUGCCUUGGACAGUAUCAAGGGGAUUCCUGAUUUCGAAGCGGUCGCUCGCCGCCAUAUGAAUGUCUCGGAUUAUUGUGAGUUGGAGAAUCCGUAAAUUGUAUAUCAUUGGAUACUGACAAUUGUGGACUUCAGCUUACUACAGGACUGGUGCUGCGGGGGAAUUUGGUGUGUAUUUUUUUUUUGCAGCCAGCUAUUUGGACUCGCAAACGCGUACGAUACUAACGGUUUCAAGCGUACCGUCGCUCGCUGGAAAUCUUCGACCAAGUAAAACUUCGUCCCCGGACUCUUGUUGAUGUUACCAAUAUUUCGCUCAAGUAAAACCGUGCUCUGUUCUUUGUGUUGUCUGCCGAUGCUGAUAAUUCGAUAGCACGACCAUCUUUGGCCACGAAUUUAGUGCGCCAUUCUUUAUCGCUCCCGCAGCUCGCGCAGGACUCACCCACCCUCGUGCUGAGCUCAAUCUGGCCGAAGCAGCUGGUGCGGGGAAUAUUCUCUAUGCGGUAUCCCUCGCCUUCCCAGGAGCCCCGAGUAAUCCAAGUCCCGAAAUGUUACGACUAACGAUUCAGCAAUGCAGCCUAGCUUAGGCUCAACCAAGAGAAUUGAAGAAAUUGCCGCUGUUGCGGCCCCCGGCCAAGUCAUGUUCCACCAAGUGAGUUACACUCAACCAGUUUAGGAGGGGUAUUGUGGAUCACGCGCUGGAUCAAGCGCUAAUAAUUGCCUUAGCUCUAUGUCUCCCGCAACAAGACCAAGUUUGCGAGUGAUGUUAAACGCAUCGAAGCAGCUGGUUUCAAGGGAAUCUUUGUUACAGUCGACAACCCAAUUCAUGGUGCGCGCACACGUGAAAGCCGAUAUGGAUGGCCUUCGACCACGUAUGUAAUAUCAUCCAUGGGCAGUUGAGGUGGGCGACACUGACAUGGGUAGUGACUCUGACCCUAAAUUCACCUGGGAGUCGUACCAGGAGUUGAGAAAUAUGACCUCAUUGCCCGUUAUUCCGAAGGGAAUCCAAUCUGUUGAGGAUGCGCUACUUGCCGUUAAGUGUGGCGCACCGGGAAUCUACCUCUCCAACCAUGGCGCACGCCAACUCGAUACCUCGCAAUCUCCACUUGAAAUCGCCAUCGAGAUCUACGAGAACGCCCCCGAGGUCUUCAAAGAGACCUUUGUCUUCGCCGACGGUGGUGUCAGGUAUGGAACGGACGUCUUGAAGCUCCUGGCUCUCGGUGUGAAGGCUGUUGGCCUCGGAAGACCCUUCAUGUACUCCAACUUGUUUGGCAGGCAGGGUGUCGAGCACUUGAUAGAUAUUCUGAAGGAGGAGAUCGCCCUCGAUGCUGCCAAUUUGGGGGUCGCAGAGUUGAAGCAGUUGGAUACUAGAUGGGUAAGAUUAUCAUUUCUCAAUUUUUAUUAUGCCUUCACGGAUUUUGAUGCUGAUCGGGAUCGACUGCCUAGCUGAACUUUGGCCGGUUGAGCGCCUACGUCUACAAACUCGACAGAUCGUGAUGGAAUUAGAUGGUGAAGGUAUACCCUGUAACAUAGUACAUCAGAAAUUCAUGUAAUAAUUUUCUCG